This is a messenger RNA of Clunio marinus, 240 nucleotides long. The record is from the annotation of a GenBank genome assembly. Lineage: Eukaryota; Metazoa; Arthropoda; Insecta; Diptera; Chironomidae.
AUGUUUAACUGGCGAUCGUUUAAGCACAAACAUAUGUUCUACCCAUUAAACAAACCAUUAAAAUAUCACAAAGUGAAAGAGACAUUUGGCAAAUUAUGUUAUGAGUUGUGUUCGAAAAAAAAUGAAAUAAAGAAGAAAUUAAAACGGCGACAGCGACAAAAAAAGAAGGCUUUGGCACUAAUUAUAGUAACAGAAACAUGUGAGAAUCGUUUUGCUAAUAAUACAGCUUUAAUGUCUUAA